AGACCACAACAGUGAGACUACAACACCGAGACCACAACACUGAGACCACAAGACCGAGACCACAAGACCGAGACCACAAGAUCGAGACCACAACAGUGAGACCACAAGACCGAGACCAGUGAUACUACUAGGACAUGUCAGUGCGGUAUAAGGACAUAGAACGUCUUGAGGAAGACCCAACAUUCAACCAGAGUCCCAUAGAAAAUCAUUCAACUUACCAAGGAAUUAUCAUGAACAGGUGGAUCCCCCAACUCUCCUCCGGCCUGAUGUGCUUUAUGUCAGCACUUUGUACUGGACUCCUCUUCAUCAUCAUCAUCCUCAUCGUCACCAUCACACGUCAGGGGGUGGAUCACACAGAGCAGAUCCUGGAUGUGAAGCUGAGGAACCUGAGUCUAGGAGUGGACUCCAGAGUGGAGAAACUGUCCCAGGAUGAUUCCAGGAUGAUGGAGAAACUGACCAACAUCGAAACCUACAUAAAGGACAUGAGAGCUUCCAGUGUAAUUACUAAAAUAAAUAGGAUGGAGGCAUCUGUGAACCGAAUUUUAUCUGAUGAUGUAACAGGUUCUCUUGGAAAUGACAUCCAGAGGAUUCUGGAAGCCAUCGCAGGACUGAGAGACGAGAUCCGGAAAGGGAACAGCUCUACUGAUCCAUUGUGUGAGGUGGGCUGGAAGCACUAUGGCCUCAACUGCUACUACUUUUCCCAGCGUGUGCGAUCUUGGGAGAGUGCGAAAAAAGACUGCGAGAGGAAGAAGGCUCAUUUGGUGGUCAUUAAUGGCGAGGAAGAAAAUACUUUUCUACAAGAACUUUCUCAAUCUGAGACCGCGUGGAUCGGUCUCACAGAUGUGGAUGGAUCCUGGAAAUGGGUGGACGGAACUUCUUUUGAUGCUACUCCAAAGUUCUGGGAGCCUGGUCAGCCUGAUGAAUGGUUCGGUCACGGUCUCGAAGGAGGAGAAGAUUGUGCUGAGUUGAAAAGCUCAGGUGGUUGGAAUGAUGGUCAUUGUUCCAGGAGCUAUCCGUAUAUCUGUGAGAAGAAAAGUUCUUGACCAGCAAACAGGAAAGCACCUGACAUCUUCACUCCCAAUGACUCCUCCUCCUCCUCUGCUACACCACAGUGAUGAGUCUACUAAUGAAAUACUAAAAUGCACCAGCAGGGCAUGCUGGGCUCUAUAGUUCCUGAAGAGCAUCUCUGGGGUGUCCAAUCACAAUACAGUAAUGAGUAGAGGGGUUCUUGCCAUGCGCGAUGUUCAGCAGAAGUUUCUUAGCUGUACUUUGUACAUAUCAGAGAAUAAACAAGUGGGGAUGAACUCCUCAGGGGCGGGGAUUGUGUUUUAUGUGGAUGAUCAGGGGAUGAACUCCUCAGGGGCGGGGAUUGUGUUCUAUGUGGAUGAUCAGUAUUAAUAAAAUCAUGCACACAAUGA
Molecule: messenger RNA, 1418 nt
Organism: Rana temporaria (common frog)
Lineage: Eukaryota; Metazoa; Chordata; Amphibia; Anura; Ranidae
Product: asialoglycoprotein receptor 1-like
Exons: 10
Coding region: 135-1043 (302 amino acids)
Molecular function (GO): signaling receptor activity
Source: RefSeq, a predicted model, not a curated record